Cicer arietinum (chickpea) is the source of this 1625-nucleotide messenger RNA. Lineage: Eukaryota; Viridiplantae; Streptophyta; Magnoliopsida; Fabales; Fabaceae. The record is from RefSeq and is a predicted model, not a curated record.
GUUACAAGCGAAAAACAGUUACUAUGAGACAAUAUUAUUCUUUUCGCUUGCAACAACGAGCUGGAAAGGCACAAACAUUGUUACGGAGUGGGCGUUUGUUACAACAGUACAUGGUGGAUGCUUAUGCUUCGAUCGAAGAAGUUAGAAUCAAUUGGAUUAGAAAGAAUCAAAAGCAAGUGCGUGCAGAACUAUAUAAUGGAUUGAGAGAUGUUAUUAAUCAAGGAGAUGUCAUGACAAAUUCAGUUGGUAGAAUGACAAUUCUUCCAUCGUCUUAUACUGGUGGACCACGAUAUCGUGUUCAAAAUUACCAGGAUGCAAUGGCUAUAUGUCGAUAUGUUGGAUAUCCCGACCUAUUUUUAACAUUCACAUGCAACCCAAAAUGGCCAGAAAUACAAUUUUUCCUUGAAACUGUUGAAGGACAAAAAAGUGACGACAGACCCGACAUCAUUAGUCGUGUUUUCCCUAUUAAGUUAUGGGAGCUAAUCAAUCAUAUUAAACGUCAACAAAUAUUUGGUAAAGUCACAGCAGUUGUGUACACUGUUGAAUUUCAAAAAAGAGUUGAACGAUUUAUGAUACAUGGACCAUGUGGUAUUUUAAAUAAAAAAUCUCCAUGUAUGGUUAAUGGAAAAUGUGGGAAGCACUAUCCAAAGAGAUUUCAUGAUAAAACAUCAAUAGAUGAAGAUGGGUUCCCUAUAUAUAUGCGACGAAAUGGUGGUCGAUAUAUCUUGAAGAAUGGUAGCCAACUUGAUAGUCGGUAUGUGGUCCCAUACAAUAGACAUCUUUUGAUAAAAUAUGAUGCCCAUAUUAAUGUUGAGCUUUGCAAUCGUUCUAGAUCAAUUAAAUAUCUUUUCAAAUAUAUCAACAAAGGUCCUGAUCGAAUUGAUAAUACCAUAUCCGCAGAAAUUCCGGAUAAAGAUAUUGACCCUCUUACUUUUAGUGCAGUUGAACGAUUUAUGAUACAUGGACCAUGUGGUAUUUUAAAUAAAAAAUCUCCAUGUAUGGUUAAUGGAAAAUGUGGGAAGCACUAUCCAAAGAGAUUUCAUGAUAAAACAUCAAUAGAUGAAGAUGGGUUCCCUAUAUAUAUGCGACGAAAUGGUGGUCGAUAUAUCUUGAAGAAUGGUAGCCAACUUGAUAGUCGGUAUGUGGUCCCAUACAAUAGACAUCUUUUGAUAAAAUAUGAUGCCCAUAUUAAUGUUGAGCUUUGCAAUCGUUCUAGAUCAAUUAAAUAUCUUUUCAAAUAUAUCAACAAAGGUCCUGAUCAAGACGCGUGUUAUGCACUUGGUUUACUAGAGGAUGAUAAAGAAUUUGAUGAUUGUAUUAAAGAAGCAGCGGCAUGGGGUACUGGAAUUCAACUACGCCAGCUGUUCUCAACAAUUUUACUGAAUUGUACUGUUAUUAAUCCAGAGAUACAAAAACAUCUUAGAAAGGCCGGCAAGUCUUUGGAAGAUUACAAAGGAAUAGCCAUUCCCAAUAGCAAUGUAAUUGAGGAACUGAACAACCGUCUUAUUACGGAGGAGCUAAAUUAUGACAUGUUAAAAAUGCAUGAAGAAUACUCUCAGUUGCUACACGGUCUUAAUUCAGAUCAAAAGGCAAUUCAUGAUUUUGUGCUUCAAUCAAUUACUUGA